UCAUUUACGUGAUGACGUACGCUGCACCACGUCGGGCUGUCGCUGUGUUUAAACGUGUGCUGAUAAAUAAACGGAGACUCGGUGAAGGUUUAUUUUAGAUACUGUUCUUUUAAAUAUAUACUUUACUUAAAUUCGGUCUAUGUUUGUAGUGUGAUUAUAGGGCAAAGGAAGUCGAAAUGAACGUGAUGUAAAUGUAAGAGAUACAUUUACAGCGAAAGAGUCGGGCCCGGAGUGGAGCAUUAGCUUAGCUUAGCCGGUUUGUUUUGGUAGUGCUAAGAGGCGAAACUGUGACAUUUUAAAAUAGAAGAGCAUUAAAUCAAUAAAAUACUACCUUAUUUGAACAACCAGUUAGAUUCAGGCAAACGUAAACUAGUAUAAAAUGUUAAAUCAGUAAAUCGGCAGAUCAGUAAGCUUCGUUAGUUUUUUUGUAUUUUGUUUUUUUCUCCUGUUGUCCGUUGUAAAGUUUUACGGUCGCAGUCAUGAACAUUCUGCCGAAGAAGAGCUGGCACGUGCGCAAUAAGGACAACAUAGCGCGCGUUCGGCGGGAUGAAGCGCGCGCCGCCGAAGAGGAGCGCGAGAUCCACCGGCGAGCGGAGCGCGCGGAGCAAGAGGCUCGAACGGAGUAUCUGAGGAAGAAGUCCCGCACGGCCCUCGAGCAGCGAGGAGGAUACAAAGAGGAGGGAGAGCAGAGUGGAGGUUCAGGAGGGAUUGAACAUCUCAACUUAUUUCCUUUGGAGGAGUCUUCAGAAAAGAAAGGCAAUGCAGAAUAUCUUAAAGAGAAAAGGGAAGAGAAGGAGAAACAGGAGCGUGCCAUUGGCCUGUUAGUAUCUCUUGGUCCUGCCCCUGGAACUGAGGCUACACCCUGGUAUCUGAAACACAGAGAAAAGGAGAAAGAAGAGGAUAGAGAUAGAAAGGAGAGGUGCAAAAGGAAGAGCAUAACGGAAGAGGAGAGGGAGAAGAAAGAGCGGAAGUUAAAGGAGAGGCUGGACCCUCUGUUGGACAUGAAGAAAGCCCUGGCAGUGAAAGACAGAAAGGAGAAAAAACACAAGAAGAGAGAAAAGAGAGAUAGAGGGGAGAAGAGGAGUGGAGAAAGCUCGAUUGAAAGGUUGCGUGCCGAACGGUUGCAGAGAGAAGCGGAGGAGAGGAGACGAACACAAGCGCUGCUGGAUCAGAGGAAUGGAGUGGUGAAGGAGGGAGAAAGAGAGAAGGAAUUGGGCGACAGAGACAGACCAUACAACAGUGCCUACUUCCCUGAGCUGGCACGCAAAAGGCAGAGAAGGGACAGAGACCAGUACGGCCUCUGCUAGCUUUCACAUUUAUUUAUCUGAUGACAAAGUACACUGGGUUUCAGAUUGAACAAAGUGCAGAGAUCGUUAUGAGGGGUUAAUUGUAAAAAAGGCAUUGAUUGCUCAGUGCACUCGCUGCCAGUUACUGUGUUGUUAAACUGUGGACCAGUUGCGCCUUUAAGCUGGCUGUUAACAGCCUUGGUCUUUUUGAAGGAAAGAGGCACUUUUAAACACAGCCUGGUGCACAGUGCAGUCCGUCUAAUAAGACAGAGUCAAAGUCAACUCACUGGAGUGAAAUUACGUUGGAUCCUAAUACCACUGCAUACAAGACAAUACAAGACAGCAGGAAUUAAGAUUAUCAAUGGUCUGUCUGUAUUUUUGAAAGAGUGAGAAAAACUGUUAAAGUGGAUGUGUUCCAAAAAUACAGGAACUUGUUAUUGACUAUAACCUGUGUAUAGUUUGUUUCUUGAUAAACUUUUUUGAGUGUUAUUGGUGUACCAAAAAAAUCUCACAGCCUCUUUUGGUCAACUUUCUUCUUUGUGUUUUAAAAAUUAAAGGGAAUUUAAGGGAGUUUACCUUUAGUAAGUGAAGAAAUUUUGAAAAAAAGUGUUAUAAUCACUGUCUCUAUGGUCGAAACAGUGUGAUGGCUUGUAUCAUAGAGAAUAUGUCAUAAAUUUCUUUAUUAUGAGCUGCAGACUUUUCCUGUCCCUACUUUUACAGGAAGAGGCCAGGAAUAGCCAACCUAAGAUCUUUGCUUUUGAUUUAAAUAGAUGGGCAGCUGAUUGCCAAAGCAGUACAACAACAACAAUAGACCCAGAAGAAACAAAGUAGUCUGUCUGUUCAAAAUCAUGACAUUUGUCAUUUAAUGGUUGCUAAUACCUGGCCCACACUACAGGAUAAUCUGGCCAGCUUGAGUCUAGUUUGGCCCUCCCAACAAUCACAAAAGCUUUCCUGACUUCAGAAAGGUAUUAAUUGAUAAUAAUUCCAGAUUAUCCUGUGGUCAGUACCCCUCCAGUGAGCUCCAUGUUCA
Messenger RNA from Colossoma macropomum (tambaqui), 2316 nucleotides. It is a transcript of the gene leng1, whose product is annotated as leukocyte receptor cluster (LRC) member 1. The record is from RefSeq and is a predicted model, not a curated record. The transcript has 5 exons. The coding region runs from base 480 to 1307 and encodes 275 amino acids. NCBI's taxonomy places the organism in Eukaryota, Metazoa, Chordata, Actinopteri, Characiformes, Serrasalmidae.